This is a messenger RNA of Somion occarium, 1563 nucleotides long. The record is from the annotation of a GenBank genome assembly. Lineage: Eukaryota; Fungi; Basidiomycota; Agaricomycetes; Polyporales; Cerrenaceae.
GGAUUGUCGCUCUCUUCGCCAACGACCGCAUCCUCGAGCGCACCCAUGUCUAAACGAAUCCGCAUCUUCACCGAGGAGGACCUCGCUCAGCAUUGUUCGCCGUCGAGCUGCUGGGUCUCGCGCAACGGCAAGGUCUAUGACGUUACUUCAUUUAUACUUGACCAUCCAGGGGGUGACGAUCUUAUUUUGAACUAUGCGGGAAAGGAUGUGGGUGCGGUCAUGAAGGACCCUGAGGAGCAUGAGCACUCAGAUUCCGCUUAUGACAUGUUGGAUGAGUACAUUAUCGGGAGGGUUGGUGCUGGAGAAAACAUUGUUUCGGACGACUGGGUUCCAGCGGAGGACUUUCAUCCAGAAGAGACUGAUACCUCGAAGGACUUCGAGAGGAAUCAAUUCCUGGAUUUGCGCAAACCUGUGCUUAGACAGGUUUGGCAAGCCAACUUCAGCAAAUCGUAUUAUUUGCAACAAGUUCACCAGCCCCGCCAUCUGUCCGAGUCAGCACGUAUGUUCGGACCAGCGUACCUGGAGGUAUUCACCCGGACUCAGUGGUAUGUCGUGCCGAGCAUUUGGUUGCCCAUCGCUUGUUACUUGUAUAUGCGCUCUCUUAUCCAAUUCACCUAUGGACCGUCAAGCGUACCUCCGUUCUUCGCUGACCCCAGCGCCCCUCUUCGUAUUAUUUUCUCGAUGUCUAUUCCCGCGGUCUCAUUUGCAAAGGCAACGGCGUGCUUCUUCCUGGGUAACGUCGUAUGGACCAUCCUGGAGUACACUCUCCAUCGAUUCCUCUUUCACAUCGAUUAUUACCUUCCGGAUCACCCGUGGGCGUUGACCCUGCAUUUCCUGUUGCAUGGGAUCCACCAUUAUCUGCCUAUGGAUAGGUUGAGGCUGGUCAUGCCUCCCUUACUAUUUACCACGUUGUCGUAUCCAUUCACGCAGUUGGCACACGCGAUAUUCCCCACUGCCGUGGCUAAUGGCACAAUUGCGGGAGCUUUCGCCUUCUACGUUCUUUAUGAUUGUAUGCAUUACGCUCUGCAUCACACCCGACUCCCGGCCUAUAUGCGUGAAAUGAAGAAAUACCAUCUCGCACAUCACUACAAGAACUUCGACCUCGGCUUCGGCGUCACCAGUAAGAUUUGGGACUACGUCUUUAACACCGUUCUCCCAGUUUGAAGUCCAAAUAUGCCAAAGCACUUUUCGGGCUUCUGUUUCUUGGAUCUCAUGAUGCGAGCGUAAUGCGUCGCGUCAUCUGGUUGUGGGCUUGUAUAAGCGGUAAAACGAUACCUUACAUACCUGGGCUUUAUAAUCAAUGGACCCUCCGAUGUUGUUUACUUACGUAGAUUGUGAUCAAUGUCACCUCUCCUCAUACACGAUCUCCGGCCGUUGGUUUCUUGCAAAGUCUGAUGUAUGAAUGUAUGAACGCUAAUUAUUUGCUACUUAGCGAAAAAUCACAGCACAGUGGCCUUCGAGAUGCACUCUUGGCUGAAGGUAGGACUAAGUCAUGGACGGUGCAACUGAGAUUAAGACGAAAAGCUGACGACGUCGGUGAUCGUUUAGCCUCCAUUUGCUAAA